AGGUGAGUAAAGGAAAAUAGAGAAGAAAAAACAGAAAGAAAGAGAUAGUGCAAUAUCUUUUGUGUCUCUCAAAUGGGUAGAGAAGAAUUCAAGAAAAUGGAUAUUGAUCUUUCUUUGAAAAUAGAUACUGAAGAUAAAGAACAAGAAAGAGAAGAAGAAGAAGAAGAAGAAGAAGAAGAAGAAGAAGCAAAGAAAGCUAAAGAAGUUCAGGAAAUGCAAGAAAAUAGUCGAGAAAAGAGACCAGAUGUGCAAGAAAUAAAUGAUAAUGAAGCAACACCAACAAUUACAGGAGGAGAGGUAGUAGAUGAUUCUUCUCUUGAAUUAUCUUUACAAGAAAACACCAAAACAGAAGAGUUAUCUGCUCUGCAAAUGGAGAUGAAUAGAAUGAAAGAAGAAAACAAAGUUUUGAGGAAAGUAGUAGAACAAACCAUGAAAGAUUACUAUGAUCUUCAAAUGAAAUUUGCAGUUAUCCAGCAAAAUACCCAGAAGGAUCCUCCUAUCUUUCUCCCACUUAGAGGUAAUGAGAAAGCUUUUGAAGUACCAAAGUCAGUUCCAAAAUUUUUUGAUACUAAUGAUAAUAGAAAUCGAGCAACUUUAUCAAAGGAUGAUAAGAUUAUUGAAGAAAGAGAACUAGGGCUUUCAUUGAGGCUACAAAAUGAUGACUCAGAUCGACAAGAAAGAGAGGAAGAUUAUAAAGAAGAGAUCAAUAAGGAAGAAAAUGGAAAUUAUGCAUCGGUACAGAAUAAUAAGCUUCAAAGAACUGAUAAUAACUUGCCUGGGAUAACAAGCCAUGGUGCUUCUCUUCCCAACAGAAAAGCUAGGGUUUCAGUUAGAGCUAGAUGCCAAGCGGCAACAAUGAAUGAUGGCUGCCAAUGGAGGAAAUAUGGGCAGAAAAUUGCCAAAGGCAACCCUUGCCCUCGAGCCUAUUAUCGUUGCACAGUAGCUCCAGGAUGCCCAGUUAGGAAGCAGGUGCAAAGAUGUCUAGAGGAUAUGUCAAUCCUUAUAACAACCUACGAAGGAACACAUAAUCACCCACUUCCUGUUGGUGCAACAGCUAUGGCAUCAACUGCUUCAGCAGCAGCUUCCUUUAUGUUAUUGGAUUCUAGUAACCCUUUAUCUGAUAACAUUUCUAAUUUCACUACACAAGCAUCUAAUUUCCCAUUUCGCGGUGCUUCUCAUAUGUUUUAUCCUAAUUCGAUGCCUUUCCGAAGCAUAAACCCUAAUGACCCUUCAAAAGGGAUUGUUCUUGACCUUACAAAUAAUAGUACUCAUCAAGAUCAUCCUCCUCCACAAUUUGCACUAGCUACCUCAUCAUCAUCACCAUCACAUUCUUUAGCUCAGCCGCCGCCACCCAUGUUUUCUUGGAUGCAAAACAAGUCAAUUCACCAAAAUAAUGGUAACAGUACUAUCGCUACUAAUCACUUUCUUGCUAGCCCUAGAGUAGAUGAUCAUCAAAGGAGAUGGAAAAGUGAAGAAGACAAAUCAUCACUAGCUCAAAAUGUAACUGCUAUUGCUUCUGAUCCAAAAUUUAGGGUUGCUGUUGCGGCUGCUAUUACAUCUCUUAUCAAUAAAGAAAAGGGUAGUGUAGGACCAUCUUUGGUUCCUAAUGAUAAGGAAAGUGAAGGUGGUAGCUCUAGUAGCAAGAAUUGGGUUCUUGAAUCUCUCUCUGCAAAUGGAAAGCCAAUCAGAAAUUCAUCACCUUGAAAAACAAAAUUCUCUGUAUAAGAAUAAUAAUUUCUUUCUAUAAGCACUAAU
Molecule: messenger RNA, 1755 nt
Organism: Jatropha curcas
Lineage: Eukaryota; Viridiplantae; Streptophyta; Magnoliopsida; Malpighiales; Euphorbiaceae
Gene: WRKY9
Product: WRKY DNA-binding protein 9
Biological process (GO): regulation of DNA-templated transcription
Molecular function (GO): DNA-binding transcription factor activity; sequence-specific DNA binding
Source: RefSeq, a predicted model, not a curated record